Molecule: messenger RNA, 3165 nt
Organism: Haliotis rubra (blacklip abalone)
Lineage: Eukaryota; Metazoa; Mollusca; Gastropoda; Lepetellida; Haliotidae
Product: gastrula zinc finger protein XlCGF8.2DB-like
Exons: 2
Coding region: 1024-2061 (345 amino acids)
Biological process (GO): regulation of transcription by RNA polymerase II
Cellular component (GO): nucleus
Molecular function (GO): DNA-binding transcription factor activity, RNA polymerase II-specific; RNA polymerase II transcription regulatory region sequence-specific DNA binding
Source: RefSeq, a predicted model, not a curated record
AUUUAAUCUGUCUAACGCCCUUCAGGUAUUUUAAAUGAUGUACGCCUUUGUACCUUUGAGAAAUAUUAGAAAUGUAUUUUACGUUGUACAUAAUACAUGUACAGCCAGUGUAAUUGGCAUUAUAACAAAGGAAAAAUGACUUUUGAUCCAAAAACCAUUAUAUCCAGUUUGGCAUUAUAACCAGGGUAUUAUAUAGGCAGGAAAUCCGUUCUGGCAAAAACAUGGCAUUACACUCAGGGUGUCAUUAUAACCAGGGUGCACUGUAUAAUCUGAAAAUGUACAGAUACAACACAUUCAGUUGUACAACACAACGGACUGUAAUGAGAAAUAUGUGAGGAUGCAGAGUGGAUGAAUGAAGUUAUGUUGUUGUAAGUAUAUCUACACAUUAAUUAGUAAGACUAUACUUACCCCUGGUACUAGAAAUCUAGUAUCUUAACUAGUUGCAAAAUAUUAUUGUCUUCAAAUUGUAUGUGGGACUUCUUUAGCUAAUCACAAAGUCGCCGCGAAUAGCUGCAACAUUGCUGAUGCUGUAGUCAAUCUUUAUUUACUCACUCACGAAUGAUAAAGGCCGUUUCGGUAUUAUUUGCCCACCGUUUUCGCUUGCAGCCGUUUUAGAUAUAAUCCAAGCUCCAUAUCAGCGCAUGCUACCGUCACGGUACAUCAGUAUCACACGCUGGUAACGGUACGUCGCUGCAUGAAGUUCCAUACCGUUAUGCCUGCGCAUACAAAGUAAGGAACCCAGAAAUGUUUUCAAUGAAAACUGCUUCAUAAAUAAUCGUUUGUGGGAACUGACAAAAAUAUCCCAUGCCAGAUUCUUUUUGUUUGGAAUUCCAAAUGAACUUGACCUGGAUGCAACAACUAUGUACAGUGACUUAUUAUUGUGAAAUGUAGGGGCUUGUGGAAGUAUACUUUACUGCUUCAUGCCUGCUUAAGUUUAAGUAUCAUAUAUAUAAAUGGCAUUAUUACACAUAAAUCUUGGAAUAUAGCAUAAGCAAUAAGAUAUUAUGUGUAGUGGAGGUACCAAUGAUGACCGAAUCUUACAAAUGUGGGGUUUGCAAGCGUACUUUCAGACGGAAGUAUAAUUUCACUCGGCAUUUGACUAUUCACACAAACUGCCAGAUGUUUUCCUGUGAGACAUGUGGAAAAGAAUUUAAGCACCAAGAUGGUCUAGAAGCACAUGGAAAAUUCCACACAGGGGAAGAUCUCUUCGAAUGUGGUGUGUGUAAUGCCAAGUUUAACUACAGAAAAAGCUUACAGCGUCAUAUGCUCAUUCACAAGGAUGAAAAGAGUUUUGAAUGUGAAUUCUGUAGUAAGUCUUUCCGUAAAAUGGGCAUCCUGAAAAGACACAGGACUAUUCACACAGGAGAAAAGAUGUAUUCUUGUAAAAUCUGUGAUAAAGGCUUCACUCAGAAAAAGAACUUGACAGUGCACUUGCGUUUACAUUUAGAGUUUUUACUGCACUCUUGUAAGUUGUGUGGAAAACGGUUCAAGCGGAAGACUGAUCUUAAAGCACACCAUCAAGUUCAUACUGGAGUCUCUAAUUUGUCAUGCAGUAUUUGCAACAAAACCUUCUCAAGGAAAUACACGCUGAAUCAACAUCAGUCUGCUCAUGCAGGCUCGAAAAUGUUUAGCUGUGAUUUGUGUGGAGAAUUGUUUACAUACCAGAGCACAUUGAUAAGACAUAAAAAAUCAAAAUGUUCAAAGACCUUUUCCUGUCAUAUUUGUAAGAAGAUAUUUACAAGGCAGAACCAUCUAUCAAAUCAUCUCAAAGGCCACACUGAACAUCUUUACAAAUAUUAUUCGACUCCAACUGAUGACUUCUCUGACGUUGACAUGCUUGAAAGCUACAUGUGUUCUCUGUGCAAGAAAGAUGUUAGUUACCUUGACCUUAGCAUGCAUUUCAGACUCCAUACAGGGGAGCUAGUGCAAUGUGAGGAGUGUAGGGAGGUCUUCUCUGACAACAAGAUAUUCGAGCUGCAUGUACAAACUCACAAUAUGCACAGGAUGGUUGACACCACAGUGUCUGUUAAGUCAGAGGCUUCAUCUGACACUCAGGGGUAGACUAACGAGCAAGUACCAAAAACAGCAAGUUUAUGCAAGGAUUUAUUGUUUUCUGAAUUCAAGUUACCUCAAAUAAUGCAAUAGAAAUGAGAAGUGAUAUCUAGCUGGAGUUCUAUCAUUUAUUCAUUGUAGAAUCCCCUGACAAUCGUUUCAAGUUGCAUGUCUACAAUUAUCUGUUCAAGUUUCUAACACCAGUAUUAAAGCAGAUUUGUAAGUAUUACAUGUAACUGAACUCUUGUCACUGUUUCUAAUGACUUUGGACAGGGGUUUACAGUACAGAAAGUGUUUGUUUUCUAAUGUCCUGCUCAGGAAUAUUUCAACUAUAUGAGUGAGUAUUGAUGUGCGCAAUAAGGGGAGAUAACUUGUAUUAACCAAGGUAGCAAGGCCGACCACCUGAUCCUGUUAAACACCUACACAUAAAGUAUGUGUUGCUGAAGACUAAUUCGAAUCUAACUCCUCGCAGUCACCACCAAGGUGCUCAUGAGGGACAGAGAGGGAGGCAUAAUGAUGUAAUUGUAACCUGAAUCAUCAUCGUUCUGGUGUCAGUACUUCUUAAGAACUAGCUACUUGUCUGUUUGUUGUUACUGAUUUUACCAUGGUUGAUUUUCGUUGGAAUUUUGCUAUCAACUUUUUAUCAUUGUUUGUGUUGUUCUUAUCAUUUGUUGAUAUACUAAUUUACAAAUAUUUCUGCAUGACAGCAUCAAUGCAUGUUAUAAUUUAUGAAAUUUAUACUUUUGAAUUAUUUGUUAGGAUGGUUGGGACAUGGAAACGAAAUACAAAAACACAUGUCAGACUUCAGUAUUUUUGUUAAUAAAGAUUGUGUGAGUAUAAAGCCGUGUAUGCAGUUUUCAAGAAAGUGGUCACAUCAGUCUUGUUUACAAUUCAUUUAUGGUAAAAUAGUGAAAAAUCUGAAGUUCACAGUUCUAACCUACAUAGGUAGUUUGUGUAGGCUCCUGGUGAGGUAUGGUGAUCGGGAAAAAAGUCAUAGGAAAAAGAUCAUUAAUUUUAAAAGUUAGGUUCAGAUGUGGUUCAGAGAAAUCUAUGUAGUGCUACUGAUGAUAAUAUUGUUAUGACGUGUUGAAUAAAUACAUUAUUUAUACUGAC